This is a messenger RNA of Morone saxatilis (striped sea-bass), 1498 nucleotides long. It is a transcript of the gene myg1, whose product is annotated as myg1 exonuclease. The record is from RefSeq and is a predicted model, not a curated record. Gene Ontology annotation, cellular component: nucleus; cytoplasm. The coding region runs from base 1 to 1200 and encodes 399 amino acids. NCBI's taxonomy places the organism in Eukaryota, Metazoa, Chordata, Actinopteri, Moronidae. The transcript is spliced from 8 exons.
AUGUGGUGUGUACGUACGAUAGCACGCAAUUUAACCAAAACCACGUCUCAAAUAAACUCAAACAAACCGGGGUGUGUUUCACGCCUGUUGCAUUCACACGCCAGCCGCCGCCGUUUCCUCUCUGCAGUCGUUACUAUCACAGAAACUAGAUACAUGUCCAGUCAACCCAAGAGGCUCUGCACCGAAAACAUGUCUGUUCAGAAGAUCGGAACUCACAACGGCACCUUUCAUUGUGAUGAAGUGCUGGCUUGUUUCUUCCUCCGCCAGCUGCCCGAGUACAAGGAUGCAGAGAUCAUUCGGACCAGGGACCCGACAAAGCUGGCACAGUGUGACAUUGUUGUAGAUGUGGGAGGAGAGUUUGACCCCAAGAAGCAUCGCUAUGACCACCAUCAGAGGACCUUUACAGAGAGCUUCCACAGCCUGUGUCCAGAGAAGCCAUGGGUGACCAAGCUUAGCUCAGCUGGCUUGGUGUACCUACACUUCGGUCGUCAGCUGCUGGCCCAGCUGACGCAGCUGAAAGAGGGUGACAGGCAGCUGGAGAUGCUCUUUGACAAGCUGUACGAGAACUUUGUGGAGGAAGUAGAUGCUAUAGACAAUGGCAUUUCACAGUUUGACGGAGAGGCCCGCUACUCCAUCUCCACCACGCUGAGCGCACGUGUCGGCCACCUGAACCCACGCUGGAACAGCAAGAGUCAGGACACUGAGGAGGGUUUCAAAAAGGCUAUGAAGAUGGUUGGGGAGGAGUUCCUGGACCGUCUGGAUUUCUACCAGUCCUCCUGGCUGCCAGCUCGCACGGUGGUGGAGGAUGCUGUUAAGGAGAGGCAUCAGGUAGAUCCCAGUGGGGAGGUAGUGUUGUUCUCCCAGGGCGGUUGUCCCUGGAAGGAGCAUCUGUUUGCCCUGGAGAAAGAGCUCCAGGUGGAGACACCCAUCAAGUUUAUCCUUUACCCCGACCAGAAUGGACAGUGGAGGGUCCAGUGCGUCCCUGCCGGGCUGAACACCUUCCAGAACAGGCUGUCCCUGCUGGAAGAGUGGCGCGGUGUUCGUGAUGAAGCACUGUCGGAGCUCAGUGGGAUUAAGGACUGCAUCUUCGUCCACGCUGGAGGCUUUAUUGGCGGGAACAAGAACCAGGAAGGAGCCCUGGAGAUGGCCCGGAGGACCCUGCAAGCCGCCGCCAAGUCCCCUGCAAAUGGAAGCAGCUGAAGGGUCAGAGAGGACAGCCAAGAGCACAUUUUGUUUCUCGGGGAUGGGGAUGGUAUGGAAAUGGCAGCCAAAUAACCUUGGACCAGUUCCCUAAUUACCUAUAUUCCAACACAGACUCACUCUGAAUCAUAAUGUUGACUCAAUGUCAAUAUUCUCUUUCUCUCUACCUGUUCUUAUAAAUGUAGGUCUGUUUUGUUGUUCAUUUGCAAUAAAAGACUAUUUGGAUUACAUUCUGCCCUCAUAAACAUUUCAGUAUUCGGUUAAAUCCUGCAAUAAAGCAAUUGUUUUUCUAAUUAUG